This is a messenger RNA of Rubroshorea leprosula, 3703 nucleotides long. NCBI's taxonomy places the organism in Eukaryota, Viridiplantae, Streptophyta, Magnoliopsida, Malvales, Dipterocarpaceae. The record is from the annotation of a GenBank genome assembly.
GUCAAACACACCAAACGUUUAUUUCUCAAAAUCAACAAUUUGUUGCGUAUUGACUUGACAAUUCUGCUCCCCCCACCCUACCUUCGCCAUAAUCCUCACCGGAUUCCUUUUCCCUUCGAUUACUCCACCGGAAUAAACCUCACCGGAUUCCUUUUCUCGUGAGUUAAUCCCCUCCCUAGUAAUCGAAUAACCGUCUCCGAACUAACACUUCUGUCUCAACACGCAAUGCCGCCGAGGACCGUCAAAACUAAGGUCAAUACUGCCACCGCAAACGCCGUGCUCCUCGUGAAUAACAUCGUUUUUUUCGGCUGCCAGAAUCUCCGCAUUCCUUCCUCUUAAUUCCCCUAUGCAUCCUUUCUGUUGUGUCUCCACCGUCUCCGAUCACUCGCCGGUGAAACCGGUUCCUCCAGACAUCGGCAUGCCAUUGCCUGCAAUCGCCAUACCGGCUUCCACUGCCAGAUCCCAAUCUACCCGAUCCGCGGUCCAGAUUCAUAGUCAAUCAAACCACCACCGUAGUAAUAGCCUUGAUUUCAAUCGGUUGUGCCAGAGAAACGGAGCGGUAGGGAGUCAGGCGCCACCGCCGCCGGUCGAUUUGAAGAUUAACGAUAUUGUAGGGAACGGGAUAUCGGCAGUGCUGUAUAAAUGGGUUAAUUACGGCAAGGGAUGGAGGCCGAGGUGGUUUGUUCUGCAAGAUGGCGUGUUGUCGUAUUACAAGAUUCAUGGACCUGAUAAGAUCGUCGUUAGCCAAGAGACCGAGAAAGGUUGCAAAGUUAUAGGCGAGGAAUCCAUGCGUAUAAUCUCUCGCCAUAAGAAUUCUAACUCUAAUUCUCAUCUCCGGCGGAAGCCAUGCGGUGAAGUCCACCUGAAGGUUUCAUCGAUCCGAGAGAGCAGAUCGGACGACAAGAGGUUUUCAAUCUUCACAGGAACAAAGAGGCUUCAUCUGCGAGCUGAAACUCUGGAGGAUCGCGCUGCAUGGAUGGAGUCAUUGCAGGCUGUGAAGAACAUGUUCCCGCGGAUGUCCAACGGCGAGCUCAUGGCACCGAUCGACACUGUCUCCACGGAGAAGCUGAGGCAGCGGCUGUUGGAGGAGGGUGUUAGUGAGGCGGCCAUUCAGGAUAGCGAGCAGAUCAUGAGAACGGAGUUUGCUACAUUGCAGAAGCGACUGAUGUUGCUUAUGCGGAAGGAAUUGCUCCUCAAGGAAACUGCUCGCCAUUUAGAGGGAAGGGGAGAAGGAAGAAUUUUCAGGUCAUCUUCCAUGGACACUAGACUGUUGAAUUCCUCUUUGGGGCAGAUUGAAGUUGCCGAAACCAGGAGUGGCCAGUUUCUUCUACAUCCCUAUCUAAACAUACUGUGUCUACUCAAUGAUUCAAAUCAUUCUGUCUACAAAGUGAAAGAAGAAAUUAGCAUCUUAUUUAUCUCAUGUACCUUAGCUGAUCCUGCUAGAGAAAAGGUUGAUCUGGAGAAUACAGUAGUAGAUGAGAGCCAAAGACAGUUGAAUGAUGAAGGUGGCCCCUCUACAUUAAGGCAAGACAAAUUCAGUGAAAGUUUGACUGAGUCAGAGGAUGACAAUGAAAGAGUUGAUGCUGCUGAGGAAGAGACUGAUGAAGAGGACAAUGCUUUCUUCGAUACUCGUGACUUUCUGUCAUCAAGUUCUUUCAAAAGUAAUGGCUCUGAUAGACGGAUGUCAUCUUUCUCUUCAGAUGAUGGUGGUCUUAAUGCCGCUGAAUCUGAGGAUGAUAUUGAUCCUUCUAUAAGAUCAGUUGGAGCUAACUAUCCUUACAUUAAGCGUCGUAAAAAGUUGCCUGAACCUGUUGAAAAGGAGAAGAGUGUCAGCCUUUGGUCGAUGAUUAAGGAUAAUAUUGGGAAGGACCUCACAAAAGUUUGUCUUCCUGUUUACUUCAAUGAGCCACUUUCUUCAUUACAAAAAUGUUUUGAGGAUCUGGAAUAUUCAUAUCUCCUUGAUCGUGCGUAUGAAUGGGGAAAAAGGGGCAAUAGCCUCAUGAGGAUUCUUAAUGUGGCUGCUUUUGCUGUUUCUGGAUAUGCUUCAACUGAAGGAAGAAGUUGCAAACCAUUUAAUCCAUUAUUAGGGGAAACUUAUGAGGCUGACUAUCCAGAUAAAGGCUUACGCUUUAUCUCAGAGAAGGUCAGCCAUCAUCCUAUGGUUGUUGCAUGCCACUGUGAGGGGACAGGUUGGAAAUUUUGGGGAGAUAGCAACCUUAAGAGUAAAUUUUGGGGUCGCUCAAUUCAGCUCGAUCCUGUUGGCAUUUUGACUUUGGAAUUUGAUGAUGGAGAAGUAUUACAGUGGAGUAAGGUUACAACAUCAAUAUACAAUCUCAUCCUGGGAAAGCUUUACUGCGAUCACUAUGGUACGAUGCGGAUAGAGGGGAACCAUGAAUAUUCAUGUAAGCUGAAGUUCAAGGAGCAAUCUAUCAUCGACAGAAAUCCUCAUCAGGUACAUGGUAUAGUUCAAGAUAAGAAUGGGAAAACAGUGGCUACUCUGUUUGGAAAAUGGGAUGAGAGCAUGCAUUUUGUGAAUGGAGAUUGUUCUGCAAGAAAAGGACAAGAAUCUUUAUCAGAAGCCCAUUUGCUCUGGAGGCGGAGCAAGCCUCCUCAAUUUCCCACUAGAUACAACUUGACACGCUUUGCCAUCACAUUGAAUGAGCUCAUUCCUGGCCUGAAGGAAAAGUUGCCGCCUACAGAUUCAAGGCUUAGACCUGAUCAGAGGUAUUUGGAAAAUGGAGAGUAUGAAAUGGCAAAUUCUGAGAAGUUGCGUUUAGAACAGCGGCAACGGCUGGUAAGUUGUAUGUUAUGUAUGCUAUGAACUUCUUUGAGUGAGGUAAUUUUAACAUUUCCCUCUCAAUAUUUUAUAAUUUUGGGGGUUAAAAACGAAUAAGAAUUUGACUAAGUUAGUACCUACUAACUUAAAAACUUAAAUUUGGGGUCAAGAUCAGAGGUUAAAACUUGUGUGAUACAAAGAAACCAACUCUCUAAUGUAUCAAAAAAAAAAAAAAAAACUUGGGGGUUAAGUGCAGUUUUUUCAGAAUACAACGGGUUUAAGUGCACCCAGCGCAAACCACACAGCGUAGGUGCAAUUUCCUUCUGUUUGGACUUUGCUUUGAUGAUUGUAACUUUUAUCUGCCUGGAAGCUGCUUAAGCUAAAUUAUCAGUUGAGUCAAUGCAUUGCACAUAUGAGCUGUUUUUAGGGAUAUACUCUUGUCAAUUAAUUGGUUCAAAAGUUGUCACAUGCUUGCAUGGUUUCGUUUUCUCACUGGACUUCUUUGAUCAAUGUCAGGCCCGGAAGAUGCAAGAGAGGGGUUGGAAGCCUAGGUGGUUUGCAAGGGAUAAAGGAAGUGAUACAUAUCGUUAUCUUGGGGGAUACUGGGAAGCCAGAGAACAGCGAAAUUGGGAUUCAUGUCCCAAUAUCUUUGGCCACAUCUCUAAUGAUCAACUCAUUGACUAAGGUUGAACAGGAACUCAUUUUUUACGGAUAAUAUAUAGAGAAAGGGGCACCCGUCUGCUAGAUUGAGCAAGGUUACUCCAUGGGAACCAGUGUAAGUAGAUUUAGAAAGAUUGAGAAAAUAGCAAAAGAAAUUAUUUUUUCCGUAGCUGCAGAUUUGUACGUUGUGAUGAUUUGAGAAUGAUUCAAUAUAGGAGGUAUCAAUGUCCGAACAUGUUGAUGCAAUUAUAAAUUUCUUUUUUAUAA